UGCAUGCUCUAUCGCACUACUGGAUGGAUCACUUGCGAGUGGUGCAAUCUACUUCUUUCAUCACUUCCCUAGCGUUAUUUCUCCGAGUCCUGCACUGUCCUUGCUUUACACUACCUGUCUAUUCAUACUACACAUACGGAUCCAAGCGCUCGUGUCGCCUUCUAACUAUCUCUACGACAGUACAGCUAGGCAUCGCUUCGGUUCUAAUGCAGGUUAUUCGGAUCUGUCCCAUACAGCAAUAGCAUGGCUGGGAGUCCACCCUAGAUAUACAGUUAAGCUAGGUGUCACGAAGCACGAUGCCGGCUUUACCUGAGCUUCUAGCACGACGUGCCGGAAUCGCGCUUGAGGUGAUUAGUGACGUGGCUCAAUUGGUGGAGCGGCAGAUAAAGGAUGAAGAGUCGACCCUGGACAAGCGCAUCAACAUCCCAUGCUGCAAUACCAACUCACCGCCAGGCUUGGUGGAAGCAUCGACUCGCGACCCAUGGAAAAGAUCUGGCAAGUAUGCUCUAGGUUGGGUCUACUUCUGCAUCAUACUGUUCGUGCUCACCGCCGGACUACGAUGGUACAAUUACUGGAACGACAAAAUUCGAGUCGCUAUACACAAGGAGAAGGUCGAGGAGAUCAUCAUGAAGACAGGCUCGCCUGAUACGGACUAUCAGCUUUCCGCACUCAGUACCGAUAAGUCGACACGGAAGUUCUUCCCUAGAGAAGGGCCACUGCCCGCAAGCGCGCAAUCGCUGCAAGACGAAGAUACAAUCGCAGACAGCAGAGUUUUGAACUUGGUGAUUGCGGCCUUCCGUAUCAUCUUCUACCGUCCGAUUCCAGUUCUCAGGCUGCGGAAGGGUUGGCGACCCAUCAUCUUUCCGUCGAUCGGAGUUGUUGUGCUUGUCUUUGCGGCGCUCGUCUUCGUUGUGUUGUACUGCUUCGUACCACAGCCGCUGUAUUGGCAAGACAUACAAUAUGGCUCACCACCGCUUGCCAUCCGGGCCGGCAUGAUUGCGGUCGCUAUGAUGCCGUGGAUCGUCGCGCUCAGCAUGAAGGCCAAUUUCAUCUCUAUCCUGACUGGGAUGGGUCAUGAGAGACUGAACGUUAUGCACCGAUGGUUGGCAUAUAUAUGUCUGCUGCUCAGCCUGAUACACACGAUACCCUUCUAUGUGCAGCCAAUCUGGGACGAAGGCGGAUAUGCUAUAUUCCAGGCAUACUUCCGCAGCCAGCACUUUUACGUUUACGGCACGGGCAUCGCUGCGCUCGUUCCAUUGAUCUUCCUAUGUGUUCACUCACUAUCUCCGCUUCGACGAAGAUUCUACGAGCUGUUUGUCACGGUCCAUGUACCCGUUGCGAUACUGCUCCUGGCCAUGCUCUUCUGGCAUUGCCACAAUUACCUAACCUCCUGGAACUAUCUGUUCGCGACUGUGGCCAUUUGGCUAGCAUCGUACGCCGCCCGUAUCUUAUACCUGAACUGGACGAACCCUAUGCGGAUGUCGUUCCUCAUCGGCGAGGAAGCUGCGGUCACCUUGUUGCCGGAGAACGCUAUCAAGGUUACGGUGCCUACGCAGAUGCGAUGGAAGCCAGGCCAGUACGUCUACCUCCGCAUGCCAGGAAUCUCCGUGUUCGAGAAUCAUCCGUUUACCAUCGCUUCGCUCUGUAGCGAUGAUUUUCCGUCUGUAUAUGGCGAGAACUACAGGGACCUGAUUCUCGUCUUCCGGCCUUUCGGAGGUUUCACGAAGCGGGUGCUUGAAAGUGCGCUUGAUCACGGCCCAUGGCACACCUACCGCGCGUUUCUGGACGGACCGUACGGCGGUAUGCGACGUACCCUGGAGUCAUUCGAUCAUGUUGUGAUGUUCGCGGGCGGUAGCGGAAUCACUGCGUUGGUGUCCCAUAUGCUAAAUCUGAUCAAACGCAUGCGAGACGGGAAAGCCGUGACUAAGACCGUGCAGAUCGUCUGGGCAUUGAAGCGGCCGGAGACGAUGGAAUGGUUCAGGGAGGAGUUGCGGAUCUGCCGGGAGUUCGCACCACCCGACACUGUUACCUGCCAGUUCUACAUCACCGCUGCCAAGCGAAUGCCGGGUGGUGGCCAGAUUGUGAGCGCACAAACACCGACGAGGCCUGUAAGUACGAUGUUUCACGACAAGGUCAAUGACAUGUUCCAGAACAUUGCGAGCCACAGGUACUCAAUGCAAUCGAGCAGACGCAACUCCGAGAUGAUCCGGGACGAAGCUGCUGGUGACGUGGAAAGGGAGAAGGAACUGCGGGCUGAAAAUCAAGACCGGUUAAGACCGCUACCGGAAGCUCACCUGAAGCCUGUCGGUGAGCCCAAAGGUCUUGGGAUGCAUCUAUCACCACCGUCAGCGCACUUUUCUCCUUCUCUGGAGCGUAGAGCAGUCAGCUCCGAGCAGCCACGGUCUAGGUCACCCGACAAUCGAAUAGUGGAAGAUAUGCCGCAUAUGCCGCCUCACCCAACCCUGCACGAGAAGCGGCGAUCACGACAGCUAUCGCUUGACAUCAGCUCCGCCCAGCAGGAACAAGCGACGCAAAUGCAGCAGGUAUCGCAGAUGGACAAUCCGCAACAGUUCGACUUUGGCUUUCCGACAACGCCUACAGAGUUCCAGAAGAACUUAAUGCGCUUCGCGUUCAUGCCUGCGGCCGCAAAGGCGAAGAAGACGGGUUGGAGUACUGAAUGGGGCCGGCCAGAUAUCCCGUAUAUGCUCAAGGAGAUGAGCCGGGAAUGGGUUGGCAAGCGGACUUGCGUUUUCGUGUGCGGUCCACCGAGUAUGCGGGUGGACGUUAGCAACACGGUUGCUGAGCUCCAGUCCAUGGUCUUCAAGGAUAAGAAUAUGGCGGAAAUUUUCCUGCAUGCAGAGAAUUACGCGCUGUAAUGGGGCUCCGCAACGGGUCGCACUGUGUUUUUGCUGCGUUCGAGCGGAAGUUCUGUACAUCAUUUUGAGAUACCCGACUUACUCCAGUAGUCACGAAAGUGACCGCUUCCCUUAUCGCC
Messenger RNA from Baudoinia panamericana UAMH 10762, 2995 nucleotides. RefSeq lists its product as uncharacterized. Bases 297 to 2876 code for a protein of 859 amino acids. Gene Ontology annotation, cellular component: plasma membrane. Gene Ontology annotation, molecular function: ferric-chelate reductase activity. The record is from RefSeq and is a predicted model, not a curated record. The transcript has 2 exons. NCBI's taxonomy places the organism in Eukaryota, Fungi, Ascomycota, Dothideomycetes, Mycosphaerellales, Teratosphaeriaceae. Gene Ontology annotation, biological process: copper ion import; intracellular iron ion homeostasis; iron ion transport.